Ipomoea triloba (trilobed morning glory) is the source of this 4078-nucleotide messenger RNA. Its product is annotated as protein SMG7. The record is from RefSeq and is a predicted model, not a curated record. The transcript has 8 exons. The coding region runs from base 378 to 3353 and encodes 991 amino acids. Gene Ontology annotation, molecular function: telomerase RNA binding; protein binding; telomeric repeat DNA binding. Gene Ontology annotation, biological process: nuclear-transcribed mRNA catabolic process, nonsense-mediated decay. NCBI's taxonomy places the organism in Eukaryota, Viridiplantae, Streptophyta, Magnoliopsida, Solanales, Convolvulaceae. Gene Ontology annotation, cellular component: telomerase holoenzyme complex.
GCACGGCGUGAGUCAUAGCCGCCUAGACUUCACCCAGAAAACUCCGACCCCCAAAACAAAAGCCUCUCGCCGAUGAUUUUCAUUCUACAAAAAAACUUCUCUCUCUCCUCCUUCUCCGUCUCCUCCUCCAACUCUCCUUCUUCAAAUCAUGGCGUAGAAAUUACAUCUUCUAUAUAUAUCACCACACCCUAGUACCUUCCUUUCCGUUUUCUCCUUGUAUAACCCUACCUUUGCAUGUAUGCAUUUUCCCUGAAUUGACGGAAUCGGUGGGGUUCUCGCGGCUAUUACGACGGGAUCUUCGCAGAUCUGGCUUUGAUUUGGAUCAAGGGUUUUGUGUUUCACGGAGUUCUUUGAAGCUAAACUGCUCUUGAUGGAUAAUGACCAUUCCGAUGGAUAACAGUGUCGAUCAUUCAUCUCGUGAGCGUGUUCAACGCCUCUUUAACAAGAAUGUUGAAUUAGAGAAUAAGCGUAGGAAAGCAGCACAAGCCAGAAUUCCUUCUGACCCAAAUUCAUGGCAACAAAUGCGUGAAAAUUAUGAAGCUAUUAUCCUUGAGAAUCAUGCUUUCUCUGAGCAACAUGAAAUAGAGUAUGCAUUGUGGCAGUUGCAUUACAGGAGAAUUGAGGAAUUACGUGCAUACUUGAAUGCUGCUUUAUCUGCUUCUGGAUCAACCACAUCUCAAAAUGGGAAAGGUCCUAGUCGAGGUGGGCCUGAUCGAAUCACAAAGAUUCGCACACAAUUUAAGACAUUCCUGUCUGAAGCAACAGGAUUUUACCAUGAUUUGAUGUUGAAAAUUAGGGCGAAGUAUGGUCUGCCACUAGGAUAUUUCUCUGAUGAUCCUGAAAACCAAAUUCCGUCGUCUAAAGAUGGAAGUAAAUCUGCUGACAUGAAGAAAGGUUUAAUAUCCUGCCACCGUUGUCUGAUUUAUCUCGGUGAUCUUGCUCGUUACAAAGGUUUAUAUGGCGAAGGUGAUUCUAAAGCUCGAGAUUUUUCAGCAGCAUCAAGCUAUUACAUGCAAGCUUCCUCGCUUUGGCCUGCAAGUGGCAAUCCUCAUCAUCAGCUCGCAAUCUUGGCUUCCUACUCGGGUGAUGAAUUGGUUGCAAUUUAUCGAUAUUUUCGAAGUCUUGCUGUAGAGAACCCCUUCACCACUGCAAGGGACAACUUGAUUAUUGCAUUUGAGAAGAAUCGACAGAACUAUUCGCAGCUUUUGGGAGAUGCUAAAUCCUCUGUCAAAGUUGCACCUGCACGUGUAUCUGGGAAAGGAAGAGGUAAGGGAGAUGCAAGAUUUCCACAAAAAGAAGAAAGGGUUGAAGCCAAUCCAGUUAAGGAAAGAGCAUCAAGUAUAUCCGAUAUUUUCAAAAUUUUCAGCACAAGAUUUGUCCGAUUAAAUGGCGUUCUGUUUACACGCACAAGCUUGGAGACAUUUGGAGAAGUGCUUUCAGUGGUUAAAAAUGAUUUACUUGAGCUUCUUUCUUCUGGACCGGAUGAGAAGUACAGUUUUGGUUCAGAUGCUGCUGACUGCAGGCUUGCAGUAGUUAGGCUUGUUGCUAUCCUUAUAUUCACUGUGUACAAUGUGAAUAGGGAAGCUGAAAAUCAGUCAUAUGCUGAGAUUCUUCAGCGCUCAGUUCUUCUACAGAAUGCGUAUACUGCUGUUUUUGAGUUUAUGGGUCAUGUGGUUGAGAGGUGUGGUCAAUUAAAUGACCCCUCAGCAAGCUUCCUACUGCCAGGUGUUAUGAUUUUCGUAGAAUGGUUAGCCUGCCAUGAAGAUAUUGCUGUAGGUAAUGAGCCAGAAGAAACACAAGCAAAUGCUAGAUCCUUUUUCUGGAACAAUUGCAUCACCUUUUUAAAUAAGCUGCUAUCAAGUGGGUCAAAGUUUGUUGAUGAAGAUGAGGAUGAAACAUGUUUCUUCAAUAUGAGCAAGUAUGAUGAAGCUGAGACUGCCAAUCGUCUUGCAUUGCCUGAGGACUUUGAACUUAGAGGAUUUCUUCCUCUUGUUCCUGCACAGCUUAUACUUGACUUCUCAAGGAAGCAUUCAUUGGGUGGUGAUGUUGGCAGUAAAGAAAGAAAAGCGAGAAUCCAGAGGCUUGUAGGGGCUGGUAAGGCUCUUGCUAGUGUGGUUAGAGUAGGAGGAGAUGGAGUUUACUUUGAUACGAAAGCAAAGAAGUUUGUUAUUGGCACUAAGCCACAAAUUUCUGAUGAUUAUUGGCUUAGUAGCACUUUGGAAGAUCCCACAUUGAGUGGAGUUGAACAAGAGAAUCCGGUUGGAGGACAAAUGGUUCUCGGAGCCUUGUCCCCUAAACCACAGUUGUUCAUAGAAGGUGAAGAAGAAGAUGAGGUGAUUGUGUUUAAGCCAUCCAUAAAUGAGAAACAUAUGGAUGGAUUCUCUUCAAAUAUGAUUACUUCACAUGUUCCAGUAUCUAGUGUUACAACCGUGAACGCACCUCUUCCUGCUGUUAAUGUGUCGGGGGUUGAUUUAGGAAUUGAUAUGGGAGUGUUUUCAUCUGGACUUGAUGGAUUGCUUAUGCAAAAUGGUUUCAAUCCUAGCUUAAGGCUGCCUACCAGUGUUGUUAAUAACAAUACCCAUUAUGUGUCAUCAAUCCAACCAAGUUCUUCUAUAUGGUCGUCGGAACAAAGCAGUGUUACCAAUGGAUUGGCCCACUUGAAUUUAAUGGAAAAUGGGUCUGCUAAGUCUGAGAUGCAGGAUCAUUCUGGACUAAUGCAGACUGCUGCAUAUUCAGUCCCCUUUCCACAGUCACUUAAUUUUACUACUGCUGAUAAUAUUCCCAUCCAGUUUUCUGAGGUUUGUGUUCCAUCAAAGUUAAAUUCAAUUUCAGUAGCUGGUUUGGAUUGCAUGGCAGUGAAGUCUUCAUCCAUCAUCUCUACUGGCUCAAAGAAAAAUCCAGUAAGUCGACCUAUUAGACACAGGGGUCCACCUCCUGGAUUUGGUUCUGUUCCUCCUAAAGUCAUGGAUGACUCAUCCUCAGCCAUGACCUUGAAGAAUGAAAAUGCACAUGCUCUCCCAAUGGAUGACUAUAGUUGGCUUGAUGGCUAUCAGUUACCUUCAACAAACCAAAGCUCAGGAUACAGUACUAUUAAUCAAUCAGUGCAGGCAAGUCAACCUCCCAACUGCAGCAACUCUAUGGGGAUGGCUAGCUUUCCUUUCCCUGGGAAACAAGUAUCACCACUGUAUGUCCAGGCUGACAACCAGAAAGGCUGGCCAGACUUUCAGAUGUCCGAACAAAUGAAACUAUAUCAGGAACAACAGCAACAACUUCAGAGAGGAAAUCAACAGACUGUUGCACUGCCUCAGCAGUAUCAGGGGCAGUCUCUGUGGGAAGGUCGUUUCUUCGUGUGAGACGAAUAUGGAAUUUUAGAUGUUUUGUACUUACUGUGGUGAAUGUCCAAUGGUCCAUUGCUAUGAAGUUCAACCAUCAUGUUUGCAGUUUGGGCAAUGUUAUUAAGGUUUUUUAUGCUGCAUGGAUGGUCUGAGAUUGUUGCAGGCACUUGCUGUUGAAGAGCAGCUUGUGCCAAGCUUUCCAGACUGGAUGAGUGGAGGUUGUGGCAUCAAUAGGGUACAGGAAUUGGUAACUUUGAAAUUUAUGAGCCUUUACCUGGUUGAAUUGUUAUGCACAAGGGAUCAUAUGAGAUUUUGAUGGAUAGCUGGUUGGGAGUCGGGAUGGAAGGAAGUUCCAGAAAAUCUACCUAGCUGAUAGGUGUGCUACAUGCAAUGCAUCGAUGGGCAAUUUGAACUGUUUAUACACUAUAUAUGUGUCUGGCAGUUCCCAUGUCUGCUGUUAUCUGAUGAGAGCUUUGAUACAGAGAUUAUGUGGAAGGAUUAAAAAAAAUCAUGGAUGCCAAUAAAUAUGCGAUCAUGGACGCAUUUUAUAUUUCAACUUUUACUGGUUGAUGUAUUGCCUCUUGGUGGCAAUAUAUACAUACUACUACUACUAUUGUUUAGACUACUGUUUUUUUCUUUUUGUUGGUGUUUUUCACUAAGCUAUGCUAUGCUAAUUACAUUACGUAUCUGAACUUUGUUUGGUGCUUUUGUUUUUAUGUUGAAUGCCUGCCUGUCCACAAUAA